This is a messenger RNA of Tachysurus vachellii, 1858 nucleotides long. It is a transcript of the gene vgll3, whose product is annotated as vestigial-like family member 3. Gene Ontology annotation, biological process: regulation of transcription by RNA polymerase II. The transcript has 4 exons. Bases 233 to 1210 code for a protein of 325 amino acids. NCBI's taxonomy places the organism in Eukaryota, Metazoa, Chordata, Actinopteri, Siluriformes, Bagridae. The record is from RefSeq and is a predicted model, not a curated record. Gene Ontology annotation, cellular component: nucleus.
AGCUAGGAGCGCUCGUGUUCGUGUCUUUAUUUUGAUCUAUGAGCUGUAGGUGGUGAAUCCUCGAUUGGGAACGCUUUUUGUAUGCAAAUCUUUCCUUUUACACACUGCAGGGCUUUUGUUGACGCUCAGGUUUAAAAGAGACCACUAAUGACACCAGCAUUUAUUCGUCAGUAAAGAGCCAACCACGGCCGCUUUUCUUAAAACCUAUCGAGAUUACUGACAACCUUCUGCCAUGAGCUGCCUGGAUGUUAUGUAUCAGAAUUAUGGAGCUCAUCAUUACCUGCCAGCGACGGCAGCAGCAGCCUACAAGGCGGCUUACUAUCAUCAUCAUCACCACCAGCAGCAGAAAAAAAUCUCUGCAUACAGCAGGAUGCAGGACUUUGCCGACUUGCCUGCACACUGUGUCCAGAGUAAACAGGCUGAGAAGCCCAGACCUGAAGCUGAGAUACAAAGAGAUGAUGAGGAGCAUCAUGGUGAAGAGGAGGUGAGAAGCAAGGAUUCACAACCAGCUGAGACAGAGUACCUGAGUUCCAGGUGUGUGCUCUUCACAUAUUUCCGUGGAGACAUUGGCGAUGUGGUGGAUGAACACUUUUCCCGUGCCCUCAGCCAACCUAGUGCCUUCAGUAAUGAAACCAAGAGCAUUAAGCUCCCAUCUGGAGGACUAUGGAAAGAUGGCAGUUCUCUCUGCGAGGGUCAGAGUGGCUCUUUGCCUUCUUCAUUAUGGAAUAGUAGUUACCCAUCUCAGACCAACUCCUGCAUUCCCUCUAUUCAUAGUGAUUUCCCUACAGCUCCUGCAUUCCACACAGCAGACUCUGGCAUUUGGAGUGGCCAUAGCCUGACCCAGCCUGGCCUGCCCUCACAUUCAGCCCUCACUGAGUCAUGGCCUUAUGCACUGGGUGGCCAAAGCAGCACCGGACACCAUCAUGUCCAUGACAUGUAUCCCCAUAUGCACCCACGCCACCAUCAUCCCCAUGCUCACACCCAUCCCAUACUCCAUCACACGCACAGCAGUGCUCUGGACCAUCGCUUCAGCACCCUUCUGUUACCCAGCAUGAGGCCAUCGAGUAGCCCUUCUUCUUCUAAUACAGAGGGAAUCAAGACAGAGAUGGAGUCUGCUACUUCUAGCUGGCCAGCAUCCUUUCAUGGCUCUGUAGAUAUCUAUGACACAGCACUGGAACAGGACAAAGCAAAAGCUAGUGUCUGGUUCUGAAACAGAGAAAGCCAGCCAGUGACACACAGCCUUGGAGUAGAGCAGCGCUGACAUGAGCAAUGUGAGAUGGGCCAGAGUCUCACUGUGGAAUCUCUCCCUGGAAAGCUUUCAGAUUUCCUGGGAAGUGACUCAGGAAAGGAAACUUUGACGCUCUGCAUUAGACAAGCAUAACAAUAAACUUGGAGAAAAGAAACUUUCUUUAAAAGCAAACAUUCCUGUCCAAGUUUUCGUGUGAUGCGAAGAGUGAGAUGUUAAUGAAUUUUGCAAAAGUGCUGUCCCACCUGGACUUUCAAAGAGCUCUCACAGAGAGAGUGCAAGAAGGAAGUCACUUAAAUGUGUCCAAGUCUAAGAGGUAUAUUUUUCCUACUUUUUGUAAACCAUGUUGAACAUUUCCUUUUUGGUGGUUUAUGAUCAGGAACAGAAGCAUAAGCACAUACCACUGGUUUUGUUGAAAGAACUGCCUGUCUCAUUUCAAAUGAAGGCCAGUUUUGUGUUAAUGUGGCUAUAAAUAUGUGAAUGUUUGAGUAGCAGCCUUGUUUAAAAAGAAGUUUUACUUUAAUAUAUUUUGUCUAUGGUGUUGUGAUCUACAGAUUUGACAGUUCUGUAAGAUAUUUGUGCAGAUUGUUUCUACCAAAGUAUUAACUGUUU